AUGGUUUGUAUACGAGCUCUGUCGAUCCUUCCGAGGCGGCUUCUAUCAAGUGCAGUCGAUGUGAACAAGGCUGUUCUCAAACUAGGUUCCUUACGCAUUCCUAUAAAAGAAGCCACUCGACCUGAAUUAGUACCGGCACGGUUCAGCGCAUUUGAGGUUCGAGCUCCCGAUGAAGCGUUGGGUCAUUUAAAAUGGUUACUGCAAAAAGAGAUUCUGGGACAAGACGUGUUUCUAAUUGGAAUUCCGGGUGCACUACGGUCUGACAUUGUACUACAAUAUCUUGAGUUAUGUAAUCGAGAAUACGAAUAUCUUGCAAUUACAAGGGAUACAACAGAGAGUGAUAUCAAACAGAGACGAGAGAUUCGUAGUGGUACUGCUUUUUACACCGACCUUUGUGCAGUUCGGGCUGCACUGCAUGGACGUAUCCUAGUAAUAGAUGGCGUGGAAAAAGCUGAGCGAAAUGUGUUGCCUAUUCUGAAUAACCUGUUGGAGAAUAGAGAAAUGCAGCUUGACGAUGGGCGUUUUCUCAUGCGACCUGACAAGUACGACAAGCUCACAAGUAAUUACACGGCAAGAGAACUCGGAGAUAUGGGCAUCGAACGUGUCUCUGAACGUUUUCAUGUGAUCGCACUUGGUCUACCCGUUCCGAGAUUCCAUGGCAAUUCUCUCGAUCCUCCCCUUAGAUCCCGUUUUCAGUGUCGCAACGUCACUGAACCUUCAUUUGAGGUGCGCUUUAUGACUUUUUUCCUCAUUAGUGCUUUGGUCUGCUCAGGCAGUAGGAUGUGGCGAUUACAGUCCAACAGACAAGGACAAAGCGUAGAAUUGUUGAUGAACUGCCGUUGA
Molecule: messenger RNA, 843 nt
Organism: Cooperia oncophora
Lineage: Eukaryota; Metazoa; Nematoda; Chromadorea; Rhabditida; Trichostrongylidae
Source: the annotation of a GenBank genome assembly